Hyposmocoma kahamanoa is the source of this 2803-nucleotide messenger RNA. RefSeq names its product segmentation polarity homeobox protein engrailed-like. Gene Ontology annotation, molecular function: RNA polymerase II cis-regulatory region sequence-specific DNA binding; DNA-binding transcription factor activity, RNA polymerase II-specific. NCBI's taxonomy places the organism in Eukaryota, Metazoa, Arthropoda, Insecta, Lepidoptera, Cosmopterigidae. Gene Ontology annotation, cellular component: nucleus. The record is from RefSeq and is a predicted model, not a curated record. The transcript has 3 exons. Gene Ontology annotation, biological process: multicellular organism development; neuron differentiation; regulation of transcription by RNA polymerase II. The coding region runs from base 375 to 1484 and encodes 369 amino acids.
GCCACCGCCGUCGAGUUCGGAGCGUGCUGUCAAUUUGACAUUUCAAUUUGACAGCUGGCUGUCCAUCACGCGUCCCGUGCCUCAUUUAAGAAUAAAAAACGAUUAAAUUUUCCAAAAAGAGAAACGAAUUCGUGUUCCGUUUUUGAAUAUUCGAAAAGGACUAGUGUUGUUCGAAGUAAGACGUUAUUUUUCGAAUCGAUUAAUGCAAUAUUCAAAUAAGUGACAGCUGUGUCAUCUAUAAUAAUCGGUACGGUCGUAUUAUUGAUGUUUAAAUGAAUUUAAAUCGUGUACUGACUGUAUAAUUUCGUCGGACGAUUCCCAUUGUGUUGUGUUCACGGUUGAUUUAGACUGUUGGUAUUACUGUGACGACGAAAAUGGCGUUUGAAGAUAGGUGCAGUCCUAAUCAGGCGAAUAGUCCUGGACCAGUCACGGGAAGAGUACCAGCGCCACACGCAGAAAACCCCGUUAAUUACUGCCCGCAAAGCCAGUAUACUUGCACAACAAUAGAACCGAGGUAUGAAAGGGCAUCGCCGAAUAUGACUAUAGUUAAAGUCCAGCCAAAUUCUCCCCCACCAAGUCCACAACCAAGUCAGAACGAAGAGAAUUUUAAUUACUACAGACCAGAAACGCCCGACGUGAAACCUGUGAUGAAUCAAGAAGCAUUCGAUUCGGAUCGAUGCCGACAGCAGCCGACGGUACCCAUCGCCUUUUCAAUCAGCAAUAUUUUACACCCCGAAUUCGGCCUUAACGCAAUACGAAAAACAAACAAAAUCGAAGGCCCAAAACCCGUCGGACCGAAUCAUAGUAUUCUAUACAAACCCUAUGACUUAUCGAAACAAAAGGACUAUCAGAAAUAUAGUUUCGAUUAUUUAAAAUUGAAAGAAUCGAAUGAUCACUUGCCACCACUAGGCGGGUUGAGACAGACCGUGUCUUCGAUUGGUGAAAUUCAAAAAGAGAAGGAACUGCCAAAGAUUAUUCCCGCAGAAAGGCACAUUGAGGCUCAGAAAAGGCCUGAUUCUGCUAGUUCCAUAGUCUCCUCGACCUCAAGUGGGGCGCCUUCAACAUGCGGAAGCACUGAUGCCAAUAGCCAGAAUUCUGGAAAUGCUAAUUUGUGGCCAGCUUGGGUGUACUGUACGAGGUAUAGCGACCGACCUAGUUCAGGUCCAAGAAGUAGAAGGAUGAAGAAAAAGGCGAACACUGAAGAGAAAAGACCACGUACUGCUUUCAGUGCAGCGCAGCUUGGAAGACUAAAGCACGAGUUCGCUGAAAACCGCUACCUGACAGAACGUCGGCGGCAAUCCCUAGCAGCAGAGCUGGGUCUAGCAGAAGCUCAGAUCAAAAUCUGGUUCCAGAACAAACGCGCCAAACUCAAGAAGGCUUCUGGGCAGAGGAAUCCAUUGGCUCUGCAGCUGAUGGCUCAAGGUCUUUAUAACCAUACUACAGUGACUGAAAGUGAAGACGAGGAAGAGAUCAAUGUAACGUAAAGAAGUUCUCCGCCAAUCCGCAUUUUUAUAAAGAUAGCGCAAAGUCGCGAGUAUUGUUAAUAGUAGAUAACGUGUCAACCUAUUGCUUGUAAUUUAAACAUUAUUCAGAUUUGUAUAUAGAUACAAGUUAUCCUUCAGAGGACUUGACCAUACUUAUGCGCAGGUCACACCGCGAACGAAGCUAAGCUAGCUAUAGAUUAGGAUCUUUCAUACUUCGGUUCACACUAAGCUAACCAAGGUAUCUUUUUUUUGUAUCUCCGCCACAGGGGCAGCGGAGAAGUUAUAGCGGACUUCUACCAGCUAAAACCCCACGGUGGCCUUCUCGGGUGCCCUAGUGGGAAGAAUCCGGGAUCAACUUGGCGCACCGGAACUCCCUCAGCACCUAGGUCUCCCGGUCACGCUCGGCGACCUCCUUCUGAAGCAUCACCGCUUCACAGAAGGAGACUACUGCCUCAUGAGACUCUUGAAAUAAGUCGCCCUUCUGCCGCCCUUCACUUCCGCGCAUAUCCAUAGUCACUACUUACUACGUAUUUUCUUAACUUAGUUUUGCAAUGCAACUACGUGAGAUGAGCUAAGUUAGCUAGCAUCGUUGGCGGUGUGGCCUGUGCUUUAUAUUCAACGUAGUAACUUUGAUGCAAUUAGCUUAAUAGUCAUCCUAAGCCAUUAAUAAUAACUGUGUAAAUGAUGUUAUAAAUUUUGUAAAUAUUUCUCAUUUACAAUUUUUUUUUUCAUAAAUAUGUAAACAUUAUGGUCAAUAUAAAUAGAAUAAACGUCUUGGCAAUUUAUAUAAAUUUCACAGAGAGUAGAAAUAAGGCAAUUAACCAUAGUAAGUUAAAAAGUUCUUGUAGCUAAUAACGUAGAGGCAAAAUAGUAAAAUGUUCCUGACUUGUAAAUAAUAUUUUUUAAUGUAUUUAUUUGAUUAAUUUUACAUUUAAACGUUAGCUCGUUUAUUAAAUUGUUUCAUUAAGUUUCAAAAUUUAAAAAUAAAUCACACCACGUGCUAUACACAUUAUUAAUGUAGAUAUUAUUUUUGAAUAGUCACAUACUUGCCACUUGUUUUCCAUACACACAAUAUUAGUUUUUUUUCAAAAGCUUUGUUUUGAAAAUAUAAUUAAGAUGCGAUAUGAUAACCAAAUAGAUUCUAAGAAAUUAUAGAAAACGUAAUAAAUUAGAACUUGGCCUGUGUACACUGCCGUGCGCAUUUUUCAGAUUAACGUGGUUUGAGAAUAUGAAAAUUUAAUAAUAUUUUAUGUUUUUGUGUAUACAUUUCUUUCUUAUUUUUCUAAAAGUUUAUGGUUUAGUCAAGCAAGUCUCUUCCA